This is a messenger RNA of Leishmania mexicana MHOM/GT/2001/U1103, 2304 nucleotides long. RefSeq lists its product as hypothetical. Bases 1 to 2304 code for a protein of 767 amino acids. The record is from RefSeq and is a predicted model, not a curated record. NCBI's taxonomy places the organism in Eukaryota, Euglenozoa, Kinetoplastea, Trypanosomatida, Trypanosomatidae. The transcript has a single exon.
AUGGCUGCCUUGCAGCACGUGAACUCCGCUACGGAGAUCACACCGCUGCUCGCGUGCGGUGGUGACUACGUCAAAAAUGGCACGCAGACGCUGUCCAUCGCGUCGGUGUACGCAACGCUGGAUGCGCUGGAGAGCCUCUGGCAGGCACAGACGGAGAAGCAGCAUCUUUCAGUCCGUGGGCACGCACAAGCUUUGCGGCACUACCACGCCGUGUACGAGGCGAGUGCGCGGUGCGUGCCUCUGUCGCUGACUCGCUGGGAGCAGUGGCUUGCUGGACUGAGCAAGCAGGGCGCACAAUCCACGGUGGGUGCCUGCCCAGAUGAGCUGUCCAGCUCGAGUUCUCCGCAAGUGGAAAGGGUGCAGAAGGAGCUUGUCGACUCCUAUUGGCACCUCUAUCGGCGGCUCUGUUGGGGCAGCUCUGGCGCUGCAAAGGCUGGACUUGCCGCUGUGCUGGAGCAUACCGACAGCGCUGCGUCGGAGCUCCCAUCUGUAAUGGCCACUGACACAGCUUCCCUUCUAGCGGAGCAGGAGGCGGCACUGGCGAAGCCUCUGCAAGCCUUUGCGCGCCUCUCCGCUGAAUCGGCACACUUGUUCGCCGAUUACCCGCUGAUCGGGAGGGUGGAGCGGCUGUGGCUCAGCGAAACAGUCUUGGCCGCCCUCGGCGAGCCUGCCGAGCCUCUUGUGGAGAUGCUCGUGAGGAGGACGUUCAAGAGAGACCUGCAGGUGCCAUCUGUUGCCCUCCCUGAGGUGCUCCGUGAGUAUGAGGAAAGCGAGAUUAAUGAGCAUAAAAUCAAGGAUAUUGUCGCCGUUGGGCAGGCGACGCUGAGCUCAUCCUGGAUGCGUGCAGCAUCUGCCCUGCACGCCCACACGAUACAUCUCACCGGCACGACUAGGCCCAAUGACGUGGGUGGGAAGCCGGAAGCCUCAUCCCCGUCUGGCGAUGCGCGGCGGAAGGAAUUAGAGGAGCAGCUGCUGAGCGUUCUGAUAAAGGUUCCGAGAGGGCAGGGGUUCCUUCCUGCGCUGGGACUUCUUAUGCAGCGGCUGAUGGAGGAGAACGCUGAGGCGUCCGCAUCUACCGGCCCGUGGUGCGGCCUGAAUGGGUCACAGACACAGUUUUACCUUUAUCUGCUGCACCAAUGGUUUGCAACGUACAUCGGCUCCCACCACCGGUGGUCCGUUACGGAUAUGUUUGCUGCCUCAGACGACGCGGACUUGUGGAUGUUUUUGCUUGACCGCCAUGCGGUGUGCCUCACAUGGGCUCUGGUGACGGAGCAGCCUGCUUUGCAGGACCCGGCGGUGUGUAUGCAUGCCGAUGCGCAGUUGGGCUACUUGAAUGUCCUUGCCACCAGUGUAGAUAAACUGCGCGCCGUGUUCUUCUCGGUGGUGCACUGUGCGCAACUCUACCACGCGUCUACCAGUGCCUUCACCAAGAUGGAAAAGCGUGAGUCGCGACUGAAGGCGGCGACAGCGGCCACGCACUCGUGGAUGAAGGAAAUCGGCGUGGAGACGUUUUGUCGCGCGCUUCUGAAUGAUUUGCUUGACGCGACCGCGCAAUGGGAGGAGGCGCAAGGUGACUACGAUGCUUGCGUGCAGCAACGCGCGCUCCUGGUAGAGGCGGAGCUGAAGCUGAUUCUGUAUGACACCAUGAUGAUGCUGCAGUGCCCGGAGCGAUCAACGCAGCGGCUCGAGAGAAUCGUGGAGGCUGCCCUGGCCAUGUGCGAUGCGUGGGGCACAUCUGAGCGGGAAUCCAGCGGCUGUACGCGUCACGAGCACCAAGACCUGGCGCUCCCUAUUAUUGGGAUGGUCGGACGUUGCCUUCAUCGUAUCUCUGCUAGCUUGCGAUGUGACGUUGCCACCGUCUCCGCCGUGUCUGAAGCGCAGGCUAGUCUCUAUCUGAGGGCUGUACAGUGGGUGAAGAGAUGCAUUGUCGCUGCGGCUGCCAUCGGUGGUGAUCUUGGCUCCCUGUGGGAUGAGUGGACGAGCUUGGUUUCUAUUCCGGUUUUUGCGGCGGAGCAGCAUUCCAGCGGAGAAUCAUCCCAUCGGCUUUAUCCCCCUGCGUUUCUGGGCUACGCUGUUCCGGCAACUGGGCGAGGACGGGCGUCUCGUCAAACUAUUGUGAGUGGCGGCCUCGACGAUGUGUGUUGGGAGCGGCGCACUGUCGCGAAAGCCGUUCGAAAAGAGCUGAGAACAGGCAUAGACGGGGGCGGCAGCGGUGACGAGCGCGUGUCAUCCUGCAUCGACACAGCGGGAUCCGGAGAGGAAGAGUCGGAGCACCCACCGCUUAAAAAGACACGUGCGGCUUGA